This is a messenger RNA of Leopardus geoffroyi (Geoffroy's cat), 2694 nucleotides long. RefSeq names its product hook microtubule tethering protein 2 (gene HOOK2). Gene Ontology annotation, cellular component: centrosome; cytoplasm. Gene Ontology annotation, molecular function: microtubule binding; dynein light intermediate chain binding. NCBI's taxonomy places the organism in Eukaryota, Metazoa, Chordata, Mammalia, Carnivora, Felidae. Gene Ontology annotation, biological process: cytoskeleton-dependent intracellular transport; cytoplasmic microtubule organization. The record is from RefSeq and is a predicted model, not a curated record. The coding region runs from base 103 to 2388 and encodes 761 amino acids. The transcript has 23 exons.
GGCCGAGCGGGAGGUCGGGGCUGCGGGUGCUCGCUGGUGGCGGAUCAGAAGGCGGCUGCGGUGGCGGGGCUCCGCGGCCGAGGUCGAAUCCGAUCGGGAGCCAUGAGCGUGGACAAGGCCGAGCUAUGCGGGUCUCUGCUCACCUGGUUGCAGACGUUCCAUGUCCCGUCCCCCUGUACCAGCCCCCAGGACCUGAGCAGUGGCCUCGCCAUAGCCUAUGUGCUGAACCAGAUAGAUCCUUCCUGGUUCAACGAGACGUGGCUCCAGGGCAUCUCAGAGGACCCGGGUCCCAACUGGAGGCUGAAGGUUAGCAAUCUGAAGACAAUCUUACAGAGCCUAUUGGAGUACUCCCAGGAUGUCCUGGGGCAUCCUGUUUUGGAGCAGCACCUCCCAGACGUGAGCCUCAUUGGCGAGUUCUCUGACCCAGAAGAGCUUGGCAAGCUGCUUCAGCUGGUGCUUGGCUGUGCCAUCAGCUGCGAGAAAAAGCAGGAGCACAUCCAGAGAAUCAUGACGCUGGAGGAAUCAGUUCAGCAUGUGGUGAUGGAAGCCAUCCAGGAGCUGAUGACCAAAGACACCCCCGACUCCCUGUCACCAGAAACAUAUGGGAAUUUUGAUAACCAGUCCCGAAGGUACUACUUCCUGAGUGAGGAGGCCGAUGAGGGGGAUGAGCUGCGGCAGCACUGUCUGGACCUGGAGCGGCAGCUGGUGCUCCUGUCCGAGGAGAAGCAGAGCCUGGCACAGGAGAACGCGGUGCUUCGGGAACGGGUGGGCCGGCCAGAGGGUGAGGGUGCCACUGGCCUCACUGCUAAGAAGCUGUUGCUGCUGCAGUCCCAGCUGGAGCAGCUGCAGGAGGAGAACUUCAGGCUGGAGAACGGCAGGGAAGAUGAGCGUCUGCACUGUGCCGAGCUGGAGCGGGAGGUCUCUGAGCUGCAGCAGCGGAACCAGGCACUGACCAGUCUGGCCCAGGAGGCGCAGGCCCUGAAGGACGAGAUGGACGAGCUGCGGCAGUCCUCUGAGCGUGCUGGGCAGCUGGAGGCCACGCUGAGCAGCUGCCGGCGCCGCCUGGGUGAGCUGCGGGAGCUGAGGCGGCAGGUGCGGCAGCUGGAGGAGCGUAACGCGGGCCAUGCCGAGCGCACGCGGCAGCUGGAGGACGAGCUACGCCGGGCCGGCUCACUGCGUGCCCAGCUCGAGGCACAGCGACGACAGGUUCAGGAACUUCAGGGCCAGCGACAGGAGGAGGCCAUGAAGGCCGAGAAGUGGCUAUUCGAGUGUCGAAACCUGGAGGAAAAGUAUGAGUUGGUGACAAAGGAGAAGGAGCGGCUGCUGGCAGAGCGGGACUCCCUGCGGGAGGCCAAUGAGGAGCUGCGCUGCGCCCAGUUGCAGCCUCGGGGGCUGACCCAGGCCGACCCUUCUCUGGAUCCCACCUCACCAGCUGUGGAAAACUUGGCAGCAGAGAUCCUACCUGCGGAGCUGAGCCCUGCUCGCUCCCCGCUCGGCAGGGAGACGCUCCUGCGGCUUCAGCUGGAGAACAAGCAGCUGUGCCAGCAGGAGGCGGCCUACCGGGAGCGGCAGGAGGAGCUGCAGCGCCACCUGGAGGAGGCCAACCGCGCGCGCCACGGGCUGGAGACGCAGCUGCGGCUGAACCAGCAGCAGCUGUUGGAGCUGCGGGCCCAGGUGGAGGACUUACAGAAGGCCUUGCAGGAGCAGGGGGGCAAGACGGAGGAUGUGAGUGCCCACCUCCUCCCUGCCUGGCCCUCCCUCGUGCCCCCCAGUAACCCUCCUCUCUCUCCUCCCUGCUGCUCGAUGCCCCCUGCAGUCCAUCUCCACCCUACUGAAGAGGAAGCUGGAGGAGCAUCUUUACGUGAAAGGCAGAAGCUGCAUGAGGCAGAUCUGGAGCUGCAGCGGAAGCGAGAGUAUAUUGAGGAGCUGGAGCCCCCCGCUGACAGCAGCACAGCCCGGCGUAUCGAGGAGCUGCAGCACAGCCUGCAGAAGAAGGACGCGGACCUGCGGGCCAUGGAAGAGCGGUACCGCCGCUACGUGGACAAGGCGCGCACGGUCAUACAGACCCUGGAACCCAAACAGCGGCCACCCGGAGGGGCACCCCCAGAACUUCACACCCUGAGGACGCAGCUCCGGGAGCGGGACGUCCGCAUCCGACACCUGGAGAUGGACUUUGAGAAGAGUCGAAGCCAGCGGGAGCAGGAAGAAAAGCUGCUCAUCAGUGCCUGGUACAAUAUGGGCAUGGCUCUGCAGCAGCGAGCUGGGGAGGAGCGGGCACCUGCCCACGCCCAGUCAUUUCUGGCACAGCAGCGGCUGGCCACCAACACUCGCCGUGGCCCGCUGGGACGUCUAGCAUCCCUGAACAUGCGUUCCACUGACAAACACUGAUGGACCUCAGGAUCCUGCCCCUCCCCAGCCAGUCAGGGCUCGGCGCCCCCUGGAUCCCCUCACCUCACACGAGGCCCAGCAUCAGGAAGGCCUCAGUCAGCUGCUUGAGAGUCUGGAGGUCAUGACUUCUGCCCUUUGUUCCCUCAGCCGGGGCAAGAGUGCAGGAUAGGGCAGGAGGCAGGGAUAGGCCCGUUCUUUUUAGCAAUGUGAUUCUUAUCCUUGAUUUUCAACCUGGGGUUAAUGAGAUGCCAGGGGAGAGAGUGAUUUUAUAUUUGAGAAGACAAAUAAUAAACAUUUUCAAUCUGC